AAAAACAUUAUCCACAAAAAUUUGCCUCUGAGAAAAAAGCACACAACUUUCUUUCUCUUCUGCUCCUCACAUGGAGACCCUUCUCUCUCCUCGUUCUAUCUCCCCUCCUCUCACUAAACCCACUUCAAAGUCUUCGUCUUUCUUCAGACCCAUCUCUUCCCAAUCUCCCAAGUCCUCUAAACCGGAAUCUCCACCUCCCAAAAACUCGUUAACCGAUGCCAAACAGGUUUGUGCAGUUGGGAGGAGGAGGAGCAUGAUGAUGGGUGGACUGCUCAUGUCUGGUUUAAUACUUUCAGAAGCCAAUCUUGCACCCUCUUUUGCUUUGACUCCAGUCUUCAGAGAGUACAUUGAUACAUUUGAUGGAUACUCUUUCAAGUACCCUCAGAAUUGGAUCCAAGUCCGAGGAGCUGGCGCUGACAUCUUCUUUAGAGACCCUAUUGUCCUCGACGAGAACCUCUCUGUCGAGUUUUCUUCGCCUUCUUCCUCGAAAUACAAGUCACUUGAGGACUUGGGGUCACCUGAAGAAGCAGGGAAGAGAGUACUUAGACAGUACUUGACUGAGUUUAUGUCCACUAGACUCGGUGUCAAGCGUGAGGCCAACAUCCUUACAACUUCCUCAAGAGUUGCAGAUGAUGGUAAACUCUAUUACCAAGUUGAGGUGAACAUAAAGUCAUACGCGAACAACAACGAGCUGGCAGUGAUGCCGCAAGAUAGAGUGGCUCGUUUGGAAUGGGACAGGCGUUACCUCGCUGUCCUAGGAGUUGAGAACAAUAGACUCUAUUCACUGAGACUCCAAACACCUGAGAAAGUUUUCCAGGAAGAGGAAAAAGAUCUUAGAAGAGUUAUGGAUUCCUUCAGGGUUGAAAAGAUUUAGAGAGAGAAUCUCGCAUUUCUUUUUCUUCAUGGCUUUCUUUGUCCAAAAGAAAAAAAAAUUGUUCUUCAUCCCAUUGUAUUUUUUGUAAUCUUGAAAAGCUUAUUAAGCUAAUCCAAAGGCUUUUGUUGUAAUGCUUUUCUACAAUAUUCAGAAUAAUUUCUUGACGAGAGGUGAUGGUUUCAAGUCUUAUUGCUGAAUUGUAGUUUCAUAUCUAUCAUUACAAAACCGGUUUAUUCAGAAUAAUUUACAA
Molecule: messenger RNA, 1124 nt
Organism: Eruca vesicaria subsp. sativa (arugula)
Lineage: Eukaryota; Viridiplantae; Streptophyta; Magnoliopsida; Brassicales; Brassicaceae
Source: the annotation of a GenBank genome assembly